AUGCUUGUGAAGCCGACAUUGCGAUCAUGGAAGCUCGCACUUGUUGCCGUGUGCAUAGUCCUCGGAACAGCAUACCUUUCUGCUGGAAACGACCUCUUCUUCAACUUACGGAAUGGGUUGGCAUCGAAAUCCGUCACUGGGCCAGGCGCGGGGAACGACACAUUGGGUUUUGGGGCGAUCUAUGUCCUGACGGAAGAUGCCUCGUCAUGGCGGGUACAAGGUCUGCGCAAAGCGGCAAGAUUGGUUGGACUUCGGAUUACUAUACCAAUCCAACGACAAGUCUCACAUGAGGGACUGCUUAGCCAAGUCAGCGGCCAAGUCGUGGAAGGGUAUGGUCGUUCGCGUGCUCUCGUCAACCAUUUGGCUCUCCUCGACACGAUCGCUCAAGCACCUUAUGAGACAGUCCUCGUCCUCGAAGACGAUGUAGACUUCGGACUCGACAUACGAGCUCAAAUGGAACUCGUCUCGAAAGCCUUCUGGGAUCGCGCCGGCGGAGCUCCCGAAUUUCGAGACCCAGAACAGGAAGCCCUACAUCCAUACCGCCAUCACGAAUGGGACAUCUUCUGGCCCGGCCACUUCGGCAUGUCGUUCAUCGACGGCACCGAGAUCUACAAAUAUCACGAUCCUCACGCACUCCCCUGGAGUCGCCUCAAAACACAAUUCAACAACUACUACGAACAAAUGGCCGCAUCCAACCCCCCAGAACCCCAGCAGCUCAUCUUCAACGUGGCACCACUCUCAACUUACGCAUACGCAAUCACAAAGUCUCAUGCCGCACGGCUCGUACAGAAAAUCAGAAACGAUAAAGCAGACAGUUUCGACACAGCACUACAUAUCGACUGCGUCGGCAAAGCGCACCGUUGUGUCGCUCCUGUUCCUCAGCUUUUCCAUCAUCAUCGUGUUACGGGCGGAAAGGUGUCGAGUGGCAAAGAGGCAUCCGCAGGCAAUGAUGGCGCUGUGCAGAAUAUGGUGUGGUAUCGUAAAAAGCAUAAGUAUACUUAUAAUAUCGAAUGGAGUGCGCGAUGUAACGCGAUCGGAGCUGGGGAGAAAGUGGGAGAGAGAUGGCAGUGUCUGCCGGGGCAGGGUGACGGGGAGAUAUGA
This is a messenger RNA of Cercospora beticola, 1101 nucleotides long. RefSeq lists its product as uncharacterized. Lineage: Eukaryota; Fungi; Ascomycota; Dothideomycetes; Mycosphaerellales; Mycosphaerellaceae. The record is from RefSeq and is a predicted model, not a curated record.